AUGAGUCAUUCGAUUUCUUCGGCCUCACGCACCCAUCCAUAUAAUAAAAAGACAUCUUUACCCGUAAUUAAAUCUAACCCCGAAUCUCAACUUAUUCUGAAUGAAGCUAACUUGUCUCAUUUCACGACCCUUGACUCGGGCGACUUCCCCAAACCCCACAUGAUCCUACCUAAAAACCCUACCAUCACUACCGAAAUGCUUGACGAUAUCAUAAACUCGAAAAUAUCCAACGAAAAACGUGUCAUAUAUGAAUCGAAACUUUUCCUGCCUCUUCAUAAUCUCAUAUUCUUCAGCCAUAGUCCAAAACGUACUUCGGACUUUCCAUGUUAUCAAAAUAGCUUUGUGAUAUUUAGAAAAGAUUUUCAGGCCAAAUUGUCUGUUAAUCGACGCAAUAGAUUCGGUUCGUUUCUUAAGGAUGAUCCUCUGGAUACUGCGAAGAGUGAGAAACGGAUUUGGAAAGAUAUGUCUUCCGAGGACAAACACAUGUACGAUCAACUUUUACUGUGCAACAAUACGCUUCACGACAUAUUGUGGUCGAACUAUCGUUAUUGGAAAUCAAGAAACGAAAGGUGUGAAUACGAAUAUGCAAAGAACGGAUCGAUUAAAAUAUGUUCUCCAACAUUUUUUAUGCCAGUUUCACGCAAUCAAAAAGUCAACAAUCCCUCCCUCCAUUUCAUGAUAAGUGACCAGGCCUUGACACCGCGCUCGCAUUAUAUGACACUGGAUCCACCCGUGGCAUCCAAUCAUUCUUUGUCGUCGUAUGAUAAAUCAAUUAAAGACUCGAUUGACAAAAACAUGACCUUACCUUAA
Molecule: messenger RNA, 810 nt
Organism: Acaulospora colombiana
Lineage: Eukaryota; Fungi; Glomeromycota; Glomeromycetes; Diversisporales; Acaulosporaceae
Source: the annotation of a GenBank genome assembly